CUAACACGCACGCUUUUUUUCCCUCACUCAUCCCGCAGCCCACCACACGCGCGCGCGCCACGCACGGAGAAGCCCUGCUCGCGGCCCCGAAAUCCCACCUUCCAUUGCCGCCUCGGAUCACAACCCCGCGACCAUGGCCGACAAGCGCAAACAACCUCCGCCGCCCGCCAACGGCCGCCAGCGCAAGCGCGCAAAGACCCGCGAUGCCCGCACUAUCGCUACCCAGGCAUCCGGCGUCGCUUUCAAGAACGGCGAGGUCGACGUCGACAAGUUCGUCAAGGCGCGCCAGUACGAAAUCAAGGCGCUCGAGGAUGGCAUGGCACGCUCGCGCAAAGGGCUCACCACCCGGGCUUUCCAGGGCGUGCCUAAGGAAUUGCGCAGGCGGACGGCGAGUCACAAUGUCAAGAGGGUGCCAAAGCGGCUGAGGGCGCGUGCUGCGAGGGAGAUGGCUGAGGACAACACCCCCACAGUCACGGCAAGGCGGAGGAAACCGUCGUCUCACAUGCGCCUGAGGCUGGAGACAGCCAAGCGGCUUAAAGCACUGAGCACAAAGGCAAAAGCAAGAAAAGAGAAAAAGAAGCAGAAGGCGAAGGCAGAUGGUGAUGGCGACGCAGAUGCGAUGGAGGUUACGGUUACGGACAAUGCGACAGCAGCCAUCCAGCCCAGAACGCCGCGCGUAAAGACGGCCACGCUCAAGAACCCUCCUACGCCGCCUGCCAAAUUCCGCAAGCGCCAGUUGCACAAGAGCUGGCUGCCAACUCACAUGUUCCACACCAAGCGCGCCCAUCUGACGCCUCCGAGCGAGCCACUGUGGCGCUUCGCUAUUCCUCUCGCGCCCACCGUAAAGUGCUACCGGCCAACCCACAGAGCCAGCACAACCAGAGGGGCAGUUGCCUGGGACAUGAGCUACAUGUCGACCAUCGGCUUGGAAGGAUCGGAGACUAGUGUGCAAGGGCUGCUUAAAGCUCUUGGCGUCGGUGUCAAUGGUGAUCCGGAAAGACUCUGGGGAAAGAAGGGCGAAAAAUGGAGGAAAGGGACCCGAGCUUGGGAAGGUUGGCUCUACGAGAGAGAUGGCUGGCCGCAGAAAUCUAUUGCACCGGUCACAGUGAUUUGGCACGCCGGUUCCAACUCUGAAGAUGUCGAGAUGAAGGACGCAUCAGCUACUGCGCAGAACAAAAAAGAACGAAGAAAAGCUUUUAUACGCGUACAUCCGUCAGCCUUCCUGCAGCUUUGGAACGAAGUCUUGAAAGUUGCCAAAAUGCAACGACCCACCGUCACGGUAGAAGACCUGCGGUUUGAGAUUGGAAGCAUCGAAAUCACUGGUCCAGGGGCCACGGAAGCACUUGCGGGAGCCUUGUGGCCUUUGGCAAAAGAGACUGUCGAGGAUAGUCCUGAAGGGACUUGGAAGACUUUAGGACCUGUAACCAACCUUAACACUCUUCCCAACAACUGUCUUCUCGGCUUUGACAUUUCCGACCCGCGACUACACCACCCGCCACGGACCAUCUCCCAUCCGAUGGACAAGGCAUCCCACUCGCGUCUCCUCCAGGUUAUGGCCAACUGGCCAGCAGACCGCACACAGUCCGCUGCGGCACUCUUUGACCGUACCAACCGCCUUGCCGCAUCGCGCUCUCUGCCAAGCCAAAAGUCCAUCAAUCGCCGCAAGACUUUGGCUAUACCUGGAUCCUACCCAGAGGCUCGUCCCACCGACCCCAAGAUUCCUGUUCUGCUCUACGCAUCACGCGGCGCGGGUGUGAGCACUGGGACAUGGACGGUGCUCUUGCCGUGGAAGUGCGUGUCGCCGGUGUGGAGUAGCAUUAUGUACUACCCGCUUUCGACGGGUGGUAAUGUGAGGCUUGGUGGGCUCGAGCAGAAACGGCAGCUGGCGUUUGAGGCAAGCGUGCCAUGGUUUCCUGGCGAUUUUCCGGGAACCAAGGCUGGUAUGCAGUGGGAAGAAAGAGAGCGGGAUCGGAAGAAGAAUGAGUGGGAGCGCAGGCCGAAGGGAAAACGGACAGAAUGGGACAGCGUGCCCUUAGCAGAAGGUAGGAAAGGCGAAGUCGGGAUGGGCUGGGCCUGCGACUGGGAGAGGGUUAUCAACGAUCAAGCCUCGAACGGAGACAACGACGCCGCUACAAAACCAACCAUCUACCAACUCCCCUCCUCUCUGGCAUCGCAACAGCCCGCCACCGCCGCCGCCACAAGCCUCUCCGCCAUCACAACCGUCCGCCUGGCGCUCCUCUCUCGCGGCCUCCCCAUCUCCUGCGCCCGCAUCUACCGCCUCCCGACCACGGACCCUACUCUCCGCAAACAAUGGCUCGCCCUCGCGCCCAGCACCAAGUCCAACGCCCCCGCCCGCGCCGCCAAAUGCGCCUCCGCUUCCGCGCUGCCGCCACGGCGUCCUCCUCCAGAGGCUCCAGAGCACGUGUGGCAAGCGCAUCUAGCGGCGUCCUUGCUCGAGCCUCCUCCUCAGGCCGGCAACCCGGCGUACCCGGCUUCGCCUGACGCACAGGAUCUCGUGGGAUUUGUAACCGCAGGGAACUUUAACUUGGCCGAUGGACGCGGGACGGCGGUUGGGGGGGUGGUGUUGGCCAAGUUGUGUGUGGGUGAGGGUGGGGAGAUGGGCGAGGCCAUGGCUGGAAGGGGGCUUUGUGUUGUGAGGAAUGCGGGCGAGACGGUGGCGAGGGUUGCCAGGUGGGAGGUUGUGUAGAGUGUGGGUGGAUGGUUGUGCUGGUUGGCAAUGCUGGCUCUGGAAAUGGCGGAUAUAUCAUAUCGGUGUAUCAGGUUAGAUCUUAGUAGCGUGGCUACUUGCUGCUUUUGCUGUUGUAAAGAUAUGUAAUAAGCAGUCGAUACUAAGAGGAUCGGGGUGUUGAUGCCUCCUCG
Aplosporella prunicola CBS 121167 is the source of this 2880-nucleotide messenger RNA. RefSeq lists its product as uncharacterized. Gene Ontology annotation, biological process: tRNA 5'-leader removal. Lineage: Eukaryota; Fungi; Ascomycota; Dothideomycetes; Botryosphaeriales; Aplosporellaceae. The record is from RefSeq and is a predicted model, not a curated record. The transcript has a single exon. The coding region runs from base 134 to 2707 and encodes 857 amino acids. Gene Ontology annotation, cellular component: nucleolar ribonuclease P complex; ribonuclease MRP complex.